Arabidopsis arenosa is the source of this 1060-nucleotide messenger RNA. Lineage: Eukaryota; Viridiplantae; Streptophyta; Magnoliopsida; Brassicales; Brassicaceae. The record is from the annotation of a GenBank genome assembly.
AGACUUGUUCAUCUUCUUCAUCUUCUUCGAAAGCUUUGAGAGUACUGCGUAGAAAUGGGGAACACGUAUUGUAUCCUCGGUGGUUGUAUUGAUCAAGCUAGCGUUGGUGUGGUCGAACGUUGGGGUCGAUUCGAGCAUAUAGCUGAACCAGGAUGUCAUUUCUUUAACCCUCUCGCUGGUCAAUGGCUCGCCGGAGUUCUCUCCACUAGGAUCAAUUCUCUUGAUGUCAAAAUUGAAACCAAAACUAAGGAUAAUGUGUUUGUGCAGCUGGUUUGUUCGAUUCAGUAUCGUGUAGUGAAAGGUAGUGCUGAUGAUGCGUUUUAUGAGCUUCAAAACCCUAAAGAGCAGAUCCAAGCUUAUGUCUUUGAUGUGGUUAGAGCUUUGGUUCCAAUGAUGACGCUAGAUGCUCUUUUUGAACAAAAGGGUGAAGUUGCCAAGUCUGUUCUUGAGGAGCUUGAGAAGGUGAUGGGUGCUUAUGGAUACAGCAUUGAGCACAUUCUAAUGGUUGACAUUCUUCCUGAUCCCUCUGUACGCAAGGCAAUGAACGAAAUCAAUGCAGCACAAAGGCUCCAGCUCGCGAGUGUUUACAAAGGAGAAGCAGAGAAGAUUCUCCAAGUGAAGAGAGCGGAAGCAGAAGCGGAAGCCAAGUACUUAGGUGGUGUCGGGGUGGCUAGACAGAGGCAAGCAAUCACGGACGGAUUGAGGGAGAACAUAUUGAACUUCUCUGACAAAGUAGAAGGCACAUCAGCCAAAGAAGUGAUGGACUUGAUCAUGAUCACACAGUACUUUGACACUAUAAGAGACCUUGGAAACUCGUCAAAGAACACAACGGUGUUUCUCCCGCAUGGUCCGGGACAUGUGAGGGACAUCAGCGACCAGAUACGCAACGGUAUGAUGGAGGCAGCGGCUAGUGCUCCGGUCAACGACGUCUAGAGAGAGAUUCACUUCGGCUUGUAACCGAAUUUGUUACCUUUUGCUUUUACUGACUAUGGUUUAAAUUAUGUUUUACUAGUGUGAUUUUUUUGGAUUUUUUUUUUUUUAAUAAUUGUUUUCAUGGUGA